GAAAAUCACAUGGGGAUAAUGUUUGAAAGGUCCAUUUUUGCAAAAGGAAGCCUUUAUAGAAGGCAGAAGCGUCAUCUCCCGUGAAAGGGAGUUGGAAGCCUAACAGCCUCUGUUUUGUGUUCUGUUCUGUAUCUUCGAAAUCUAGAAGCCAUUAAUGCACUCUUCACAGCGUACGGUUCCGCCAGUUCUUCACAACAGACGAUUUUAACUUUUUCAACUCUUUCUCACUCUUCUCAUUUCUGUUUCUCCAUUUUCCCUUUUAACCCAUUUCUCUACAAUCCUCCAUUUCCCCUCUCUGCAUCGUCUUCUUUCUCACCGCCAAGUUGGGUUUUUUGCUACUGCUGUGCACUUUUCUUCCUUCAGAUUCCCGCCAACGUCUCGAUCCCUUUGUUUUGGUGCUGUCCUGCAUGGAUAUACGUAUACAGUAUAGUAGACACUGUACCUGUCGGUUUAACCAAUAAAUAAACCUUAUUGUAUAGCGUAGAAGACGAAAUCUGAUUGCAGGGUUUAGAUAGAAGAUGCCUCUAUCUUCAGAUCAUAGACAGGGGUGAUGAAAAGUUAGUUGUAGAGGCGGAACUCACCUGUUAGAUCAGUCAGCGGAAAUUUUCAUUGGCCAAAAUGAUCAACAGACCACUUGUGCUGACUUACCUGUAUCUUUUCAUCUACAUUUUGCUAUCAUCUGGAGUUAUUUUGUACAACAAGUGGGUGCUCUCCCCAAAAUACUUCAAUUUUCCUUUGCCUAUUACACUUACAAUGAUUCAUAUGGGGUUUUCUGGCGCUGUCGCAUUCUUCCUUGUCCGUGUGUUCAAGGUUGUAUCUCCAGUCAAAAUGACUUUUGAAAUAUAUGCAACUUGUGUCAUCCCGAUUAGUGCAUUUUUUGCAUCAAGUCUUUGGUUUGGUAACACUGCCUACUUACACAUAUCUGUGGCCUUCAUUCAGAUGCUUAAGGCUUUAAUGCCAGUAGCCACAUUUUUAAUGGCUGUUGUGUGUGGUACGGACAAGUUAAGGUGUGACGUUUUCUUGAACAUGUUGUUGGUCAGUGUUGGGGUUGUCAUUUCCUCAUAUGGUGAGAUCCAUUUUAACGUAGUAGGCACAGUUUACCAGGUCACGGGUAUCUUUGCAGAAGCUCUCAGGCUGGUCUUGACGCAGGUCCUUCUACAAAAGAAGGGCUUAACUCUAAAUCCUAUCACCAGCUUAUAUUACAUUGCUCCAUGCAGUUUUGUUUUCCUGUUUGUUCCUUGGUACUUGUUGGAGAAGCCAGAAAUGCAAGUUGCUCAAAUUCAGUUCAACUUCUGGAUCUUUUUUUCGAAUGCACUGUGUGCCUUGGCAUUGAACUUCUCUAUUUUCUUAGUAAUUGGAAGAACUGGAGCCGUUACUAUUCGAGUUGCUGGUGUUCUCAAGGACUGGAUACUAAUAGCCCUCUCAACUGUUAUAUUUCCUGAAUCUACGAUAACAGGGUUGAAUAUCAUUGGCUAUGCAAUUGCAUUAUGUGGCGUCCUCAUGUAUAAUUACAUAAAGGUCAAAGAUGUUCGUGCAUCUCAAUUGUCAUCUGAAAGCAUUACAGACAGAAUUGCAAAGGACUGGAAGUUAGAGAAGAAGUCGACAGAUAUAUUCACGUCAAAUAGCAAUGAUGGCAAUGGUGGAAAUGGUUCGUCCGAUAUCAAUGUUGAUGAAGAGGCACCUUUACUGUCAUCAAGGUUGUCACAUGUUGGUCGCAUGCAGGUUGGUAACCACAAUCAGUAGCGAUAUAUAAAUAUGAAUAGGAAGGAAAAAGAAGGAUGAGUGAUAGGAAAUAUUCAAUGGAAGUUGUUUUGUGAGGUUUAGAAGGCAAUUAUGGAUUCAUUUGAUUUUGUGGCAAUGUCUUCUACAUGGAAUAGAGAAUAUUGGAUUGGGACUAGAGGAGCCUUGGCAAUGGCAUAAUAACAAUGGUCUUGAUUGAAUGUAAUAUUUUAGGACAAUUCUUUUGAUCAAGUCAUGUAAUUGUAUUCUUUGAAUCAGCCAGAAGCUUUAGGGACGGUAAGUAAAAUUUGCGGUCUUUGAUCCAUGAAUGCUGCUAUAUAGUGAAUGUUAUAUAUAUAUUUUGUAUUUUUGUUCCUUUUUA
This is a messenger RNA of Cucumis sativus (cucumber), 2101 nucleotides long. RefSeq names its product probable sugar phosphate/phosphate translocator At1g48230. The coding region runs from base 619 to 1743 and encodes 374 amino acids. The transcript has 10 exons. Gene Ontology annotation, molecular function: antiporter activity. Lineage: Eukaryota; Viridiplantae; Streptophyta; Magnoliopsida; Cucurbitales; Cucurbitaceae. Gene Ontology annotation, cellular component: trans-Golgi network; endosome; Golgi apparatus. The record is from RefSeq and is a predicted model, not a curated record.